Molecule: messenger RNA, 537 nt
Organism: Phytophthora sojae
Lineage: Eukaryota; Oomycota; Peronosporomycetes; Peronosporales; Peronosporaceae
Exons: 1
Source: RefSeq, a predicted model, not a curated record
CUCGGGAUGCUUCUUCGUCUGCUCAGUGACUGCUGCACGGACGAAUCGAUGGACCAACGUCCUUUUCACAUGACAGUUAAGGCGACGGACCGGCUAGCGCGACGUGCUCGGCAAAUGGCGCACGACAGUCUACUUUUCGAAGUAGAUGUCCACACUAUGGCGCCUUCGUUUUUGGCAGAACUGCAGCACGGAGCGAUUGUUAACGUUUUCUCAGCUCCCCCGCCAAGAAUUUAUGUCGAGAGUAGACAACGCUCAGAAGAAUACCUGGCUAUCUCUGCGCAGAUGGGAAGUAACUACGCAAGUAUGGAGGUCCUGGGUCAACCUGUCAACGGCUGGGAGGUCGACAUUGCCCUCGGGUGGUGCCCGUGCAACUACCACCAGAAGUUUGGUGCUUGCGUGCAUUUAUUGUUUGCCCUGAGCCAACGCAACUACGUGGGUCCCAACGGCAAGCGCAUGAUGACUAACCGCCGAAUCACAAGAGGUAAAACCACCGUGGGACGACCCCGCCGGAAUGGGCCAGCGCUGUCGCACCAAUAG